UGGAAAUGAAUCCAAUAGUUGUGGAGACGUUAAACGCGAUUCACAGAAUAAUUAAAACAAGUCAUAAGUGUUUUGCCAAAACCUGCCUCAUCAGAUGCCUUCUCGAAGUAGAUGUGUCUCGUACAGAAUUGUGUCGUGCCUGACAACUCUAUGCCUGUUUGCCAAUUUACUAGUGACGACAAGGGGUAGAAAAGUUUUUUUACCAAGAAAUGUGGUACCAGAACAUUACAAUUUGGAAAUAAUAACGCAUUUAGCAGAUGAUGAAAGCAAGAAAUUCACUUUUGAAGGAAAAGAGAAUAUACUGAUAAAUUGCACAGAAAUAACAGAAACCAUAAUAGUUCAAUCAGUGGAAAUAACGAUUGAAGAAAUAACAAUCGAACACAAAGAAGAACAAAAUGUCGGUGUAAAACAGUGGCUCUUAGAUAAGAAAAGUGAAACUCUGAUUAUCAAAUUAGAUACUUCUUUAACGGCAGGCUCUCGCUAUAAUCUUGGCAUAAAAUUUUCCGGAAAUAUUAACGACGAACUGUUAGGAUAUUAUAGAAGCAGUUACGUCGAUAGCAGAACGAACCAAACGCGAUGGUUGGCUGUGACGCAAUUUGAACCAACGUCUGCCAGAAGGGCAUUCCCAUGUUUUGAUGAACCAAGUUUUAAAGCUACAUUCCAAAUAAGUAUUGGAAGAAUGGAGAAAUACACUUCUAUAAGUAACGCACCGCUUGAGAAAACUGAACCUAUGAACGAUAGGAAAGGUUGGUUUUGGGAUAGAUUCGGAAAAACUGUAAAAAUGUCAACAUACCUGGUAGCUUACGUUGUGUCUGACUUUAAAUUUACUACAGCCACCCCAAUUCACAACACCACAAUCAGAGUCUGGUCAAGAGAGGAUGCAAUCAAUCAGACUGCAUUUCCAGGACAAAUUGGGGCAACAGUGUUAGCAUCAUUUGAAGAUUUUUUAAACGUUUCAUUUCCAUUUCCAAAACAAGACAUGAUAGCUAUACCAGAUUUCAAAGCUGGCGCUAUGGAAAACUGGGGAUUGAUAACCUUCAGAGAAAGUUUGCUGCUAUUCGAUUCGAACUUUUCUUCACUUUCUAAUAAAAUGGCCAUUGCGACGAUUGUUGCUCACGAAAUGGCGCACCAAUGGUUUGGAAAUUUAGUUACCAUAAAAUGGUGGUCGGAUCUGUGGCUGAAUGAAGGUUUCGCUACUUACAUGGCAAGCGCUGUAAUCAAUCAUAUUUAUCCUGAAUGGAAUUUAUUUGAUGAAAUGACAGUGGUCAAUAUGCAAUCGGUAUAUUCAGUCGAUUCACUACGAGGUUCACACCCGGUUUAUCUACCUGUCAAAACGCCUACCGAAAUAAAUGCCAUGUUUGACACAAUAACGUAUAAUAAGGGAGCCUACAUUUUGUUUAUGAUUAACAGCUUUUUGGGGGAGGAAGCAUCCCAAGCAGGACUUAUCAAGUAUGUGUUAAAACACAUGUACGAAAACGUUGAGCAAGAUGAUUUUUUUGAAUCACUCACAAUUGAAUCUCAUAAAAGUGGCGCACUUGAAAAAAAGUUGAACGUCAAGACUAUAAUGGAUACUUGGACCCUGCAAGCAGGAUUUCCGGUUUUAACAGUUAACAGAAGUUAUGAAAACAAUUCGGUAAAAGUAACUCAGAAACGAUACUACCGAAAUCCAGAUGCUUCAGUCACCAAUGAGUGCUGGUGGAUACCAUUGAGUUAUACAAAUCAACGUGAAAAAGAUUUCGUAAGUACGCUGCCAAAAGAUUGGUUGGCUUGCCCAAAAUGUGCAAAAACUAUAAAUAAUAUCGCCAAUGAAAGCGAGUGGAUUUUAUUUAAUAUAAGAGGGGCAGGCUUGUACAUGGUAAAUUAUGACAACAGAAAUUGGGAGAUGCUGGUUUCAACAUUAAAUGGUGAUUCGUACAGGGACAUACCUAUUAUUAAUCGAGUUCAGCUUAUUGAAGACUCUGCCAAUUUAGCAGCUGUUUCAAAAACAAACUACGAAUAUUUCUUCGGAAUUUUGCAGUACUUGAAAAACGAAUUUCAGUAUCUUCCUUGGAAAGCAGCGGCAGUACACAUUCGUUAUUUGCACAUUAUGCUACGUUACACUUCAAUAAAUGGAUCUUUUGAGAAGUUCGUUAGGAACAUAUUAGAGGCAAUAAUUGAAAAAACGAAAACUAGAAAAGUAAAUCCAUCAGAUACGAAGAACGUAAAAUUUUUAACUUUAUUUGGUUCACUCUCCUGUGAAUAUAAUGUGAGAAGUUGUAGAGCCCGUGCGGAAAACUUUUUGCAAAAUUAUAUGAAACAUCCCGACACUAAGUUCAGCAACUUUUCCAACGACAUGCACGAAUUGGCUUUAUGCUAUGGAGUGCAGAGAGGUGAUGAGGCAGAGUGGAACUUUUUAUGGGAAAAAUAUACAAAUACAAAUAUUGCCAGCGAAAAGCAUAUAAUACUGAAAGCUUUGGGUUGCACCAGGAUUAUAUGGUUACUGCAACGUUAUUUGGAAUGGUCUAUUGAAGACGAUAGCGGUAUAAGAAGCCAUGAUCGAAUAACAGUAUUUCGUGCAGUUGCUCACAAUGACAUAGGAUAUAUAUUUGCCAAAUUGUUCUUCGAAGAUCACUUUGAGGAAAUAUACGAGGGGUAUAAUAUUAUCAUCAUCAUCAUCAUAAGGUUAUCAGUCCUAAGACUGAUUGGACACGUACCUCGAGUCCGUAACUACCGAGGAUUACUACGGUUAGAGAACUCGAAUGGAGUUAUGGUUCGCCCUUCAGCAUUAUCCUUCUUAUUUGGUUUGUUAUUGAUGGCAACUGGUACAAGAAUAGGUCACUUAUCAAGGAAUGUGAUACCAAAAAACUACAAUUUAGAAAUAGUAACACAUCUAGAUGAUGACAAAAAUUUGAUGUUCGUAUUUGAAGGAAAGGUCAAUAUAAAGAUAAAAUGCCUGAAUUCAACUGAUAAAAUAAUUCUAAACGUUUUGAAUUUGACAAUACACCAAGGUGUCACCUUUAAUUAUAUUGGAGGUGACCAGUAUUCUGUUUAUGUUGUGGAAUGGUGUUUAUACCCGGAAAACGAAACCAUGAGUAUCAAAUUAAAUAAACCCUUAACGCCAGGAAGUACCUACAAUCUUAAAAUCCGAUUUACCGGAAAUCUCAGUUACUACUAUAGAGGAUAUUAUAGAGAUUAUUACAACAAUUCGACGAGAAAGAAAAAGAAAUGGAUGGCAUUUACGAACUUUCAACCAACGGAUGCCAGAAGGGCAUUUCCAUGUUUUGACGAACCGAACUUUAAAGCUACUUUUGAAAUAAGUCUCGGGAGGUUGAGAAAAUACAACACUUUAAGCAACAUGCCUCUCGAAAGAACCGAACCCAUGAAGGAUCGAGAGGGCUGGGUUUGGGAUAGAUUCCAAAAAUCAGUACGAAUGUCGACAUACCUUGUGGCUUUCGUUGUGUCUGAAUACAAACCUUUGGUCGCUCCAAAAGCCCCUACCAAUAAUGUGAUAUUCAAAAUUUGGCAUUCGGAUCACGAAAACAAUCUAACCAGCUUAGCAGCGAAUACGGCCUCAAAAGGGUUAGAAUUCUUCGAACAGUACCUUAAUAUCAAAUACGUUCUUCCAAAACUAGAUAUGGUAUCUGUAAACCGAUUUCCGGCUGGUGCUAUGGAGAAUUGGGGACUUAUAAUCAUCUUACACCAUUAUCUUCUUUAUGAUCCCAAUUCGUUAUCGCAUUCAAAAGAAACAGCCAUUACGAGCGUUAUUUUCCACGAGCUAGCUCACCAAUGGUUUGGAAAUUUAGUUACAAUAAAGUGGUGGAGUGAUAUAUGGCUUAAUGAAGGUUUUGCCACUUUCAUGGCAGCAUUAGCAGUUCAUCAUCUUUAUCCUGAAUGGGAUUCGCUUAAUGAAGAAAGAAUAAAUGAUGUUUCAAUGAUAUUUUCUAUCGAUUGUCUAAACAGUUCACGGCCGGUCUCUUCACCAGUUAGAACACCUCAAGAAAUACUGGAUAAUUUUGACAGAUUGGUGUAUCAAAAAGGCUCUUGUCUGGUGAACAUGAUGUUUCACUUCCUAGGAGAGGAAACGUUUAAAAAAGGAAUAACUAAAUAUUUGGAAGAAAACAAAUUCAAAAAUGUUGAACAAGAUGAUCUCUUUCAAUUUCUGACAAAUGAAGGUCAUAUAAGCGGCACACUUGCAAGACAAUUCAAUGUCAAAACUAUAAUGGACACAUGGACCCUUCAAGCAGGAUAUCCUGUUAUAACAGUUAAUAGAAGUUAUGAAGACAAUUCAACAAAAAUAACUCAGGAGCGAUUUUACCAAGAUAAAAGUAUUUCACCAACAAAUGAAUGUUGGUGGAUACCCUUGACUUAUACAAAUCAACGCAAAAAAAGAUUUGGUAAGACACGUACACGUAGAAAGGAUUGGUUAUCCUGUCCACCAAACACGAAGAUUAUUAAGAACAUUGCGACAAAAAAUGAAUGGGUAAUUUUCAAUAUUCGGAUGGUAGGUUUGUAUAGAGUGAAUUACGACGACCGAAAUUGGGAAAUGUUACAAUCUACGUUAAAUAGUGAAUCAUACAACGACAUACCUGUUUUAAAUAGAUUUCUGUUAAUCGAUGACUCUGAAAGUAUGGCAGCUUUAGGCAAAAUAAGUUACAAGAUUUUCUUUGGAAUAUUACGGUAUUUAGACAGGGAAACAGAUUAUCUUCUGUGGGAAGAAGUAUGGAAGAUCACAACUCGUUUUGAAAUUGUCUUACGUAACACCACCGCAUUGGAAGUAUAUCGCGAAUUUAUGAAGGGCCUAUUAGAGCCGAUAGCGGAAAAGAUAAAAGCGAUAACAGUUGAGGGACAAGAACCAGGAGAUUUCAAGAAACUGAAAUUGAAAGAAGUUGUUUUAAAACUUGCAUGCCAUUUUAAAGCAAGCGCCUGUGUGCCAGACGUAGGACAAAUGUUCAGAGAGCACGUUAAAAGUCCCCGAGUUAAAACCAUAGCGCAGGAGCUUCGGUCAGUGGUGUAUUGUAACGGAAUGAAAAAUGCUGGUGACAACGAAUGGAACUUCUUAUGGAGCAAAUACAAACAAACAGACGCAAUUAACGAGAAAGACGAAAUUUUAGAGUCAUUAGGAUGCAGUGAGAAUCCCUCCUUAUUGCAACGCUACUUGCAAGUAAUUGUUGAUGAAAGAUCUGGUCUAAGGAAAGGCGACAGUUCAAAAGUAUUUAAUGCAGUUGCCAGAAACGAAAUGGGAUAUCAAAUUGCCAAAUCAUUUUUUCAAACCAACGUUCAAAAGAUCUUCGAGAGUUCCAAAUUCAACGUUAAAGAGUUUUCAGCCUUUCUGUUUAUAAUCAGCGAGUCCGUAACUACCGAGGAGGAAUACGAAGAGUUCAAGCUAUUCAUCUAUCAACAUAAUAAAAUAUUCUCCAAAUUAAGAACUGAUGUAAACCGAGCGUUGGAGAAAGCCAAGUACCACAUUCAAUGGAGGAAACUGCAUCUGCAUCGUAUUGAACAAUAUUUAAAGCAACCAUAAUUAAAAAUAUUGUAUAAUUAGAUAUUACAUCCAAUAAUCUGCCUGCAGGACUUAUUUUUGUGUUAUAUUAUUCAUUUAAGAAAGUUUUUGUAUUUAUUGCAAAACUAAUGAAUAUGUGAAAUUUUCAUCUUAAAAAAAAUGUAAUUUUUUGUCAGUUUCAGACAAAUAUUUUCCUGCUCUGUAAAAUAAGGAAUUAAACUGUAUGUUUAACUAUAAUUUUCAAAAUAUUGUCUUUAGAGACAUUUUGCAGUAAAAAUAGUUACCACUAACUUUUCAAAACAAUUUUGCAACUAUAAAAAUUGUACUUAUUUAAUGAAUACAUAUCCUCAAAUACAACAAAAUAUAUUCAUCAUAAAAAGAAGAAUCCAAGAAUUGUAAUAUAAAUAAAUUUUAAUUUUGCCAGUAAAACCGACUAAGGUGGAAUUUUUUAUUUGUUAA
Agrilus planipennis (emerald ash borer) is the source of this 5938-nucleotide messenger RNA. RefSeq lists its product as uncharacterized. Gene Ontology annotation, biological process: peptide catabolic process; proteolysis. The record is from RefSeq and is a predicted model, not a curated record. Gene Ontology annotation, molecular function: peptide binding; metalloaminopeptidase activity; zinc ion binding. The transcript is spliced from 20 exons. Lineage: Eukaryota; Metazoa; Arthropoda; Insecta; Coleoptera; Buprestidae. Gene Ontology annotation, cellular component: cytoplasm. The coding region runs from base 95 to 5500 and encodes 1801 amino acids.